UCUAAAGCUUUUGCAGUAUUGAGAAACUAAAUAAAAUACUGCUUUAGUUUUGGAACACAACCUCAUUACAUUAUUAAUCUUUACAAAAAUGGCACGUCAAUUUAUCGUUUUUGCCCUUUUGGCUUUGGCUGUGGCCACCGCUUUCGCUGCCGACGCACCUUCAGCUGCACCCACUGCUUCUCCGACCAAAGCACCCACCACCCAAACCAAGGCUCCCGCCUCCGCACCCAAAACCUCCUCCUCCGCCCCCGCACCCAAAGCAUCGUCCCCUGUCGCAGAGGAACCAACCCCCGCAGAUGAUUACUCGGCAACCAGCCCCAGUGACUCUGCCGAGGGACCCACCGUAUCCUCCCCACCGGCUCCUACCCCGGAAAGCACAUCCGCCGAUGGACCAUCAUCUGACGCACCCACCGCCGAGUCACCCCAAAGCGGCGCCGUAACCAAUGUGAAGCUCUCUAUCGCCGGCACUGUCGCCGCCGUUGGAUUCUUCUUCUUCUCUCUCUAAGUUUUCUUUAAACCUGGAGGACGGAAUCAUAUUUGUUUAACAUUUGUGAGAGGAUUCUUUAACUACUACUGCAUGCAAUUAUACCUACAAUAUUAAAUGGAGUUUUAAUUACUAUAUAUAUACAUGUUUUUGAUUAAUUUUUGUGUGUUGAUCUUUUAUUUAAAUUUUGAAACAUAAUCUGAUUUCUUUUUUAAAUGAGCAUUUGGUCUUGUGGUA
Brassica napus (rape) is the source of this 721-nucleotide messenger RNA. RefSeq names its product classical arabinogalactan protein 11. The record is from RefSeq and is a predicted model, not a curated record. Lineage: Eukaryota; Viridiplantae; Streptophyta; Magnoliopsida; Brassicales; Brassicaceae. The coding region runs from base 89 to 505 and encodes 138 amino acids. The transcript has a single exon.